Messenger RNA from Closterium sp. Naga37s-1, 1782 nucleotides. Lineage: Eukaryota; Viridiplantae; Streptophyta; Zygnematophyceae; Desmidiales; Closteriaceae. The record is from the annotation of a GenBank genome assembly.
AUGGUGCCUUCCUUUACCUUUCUCGAACCUGGUACUCACACGUGGCACGCGCCGCGUGCAUACGACAAGUGCGCAAGGCACACGUGCGCACAUGCCGCACGUGCGCGCACAUCCUCCGUCUUUUCAUUGCAGCGGAGUCGCACUCUUGAACCCCUCAUUCCCACACAUGUUACAAAAACCGACUCUCCCUCUCUAUCCUCCCUCUCUCCUCGCUCACUCUCCACACUCUCCCCUCACUCUCUGCUCCCCUUUCUUUCCCACACAGGUUCGAAAAACGACACAGAUCGAAUUUAUAGACUCCUAUUGGCCACCUACCAUCCUCGAAACCUCUAUGCCGUGUACAUAGACGAUGCUGACUCAGCAUUCGCGCUACAGACAAAACUCGCCGCCCAUCCCGUCCUGGCGGCAGCAGUGGCAGCAGCCGGGGCAGCGGAGACGGCAGAGGCGGGCGGCAUUGGGGAACAUGUGACUGUAACGGGACGGAUACGCGUGAUUGAGGAUCCGGAGAUUGUGACUGUAGAGGGCGGGUCGCGUCUGGCUGCGCUGCUGCGCCUGGCGCACACGCUGCUGCGCAUGGGGGAGGCGGAGGGGAAGGCGGAGGGGGAAAGGGAGGCGGAGGGGGAGGAGCAAGAUGAAAGGGGAUGGGGAGAGGAAGGGGAAAGGGAGGGCCAAGAGGAGAAGGAGGGGCGAGGGACGAGAAAAGGGGAGGGGAAGGGAGCAAGGAAGAGGGGCGAGAAGGGUGUGGGGGAGGGGAAGAAGAGGGGUGUAGGAGAGGGGAAGAGGAGAGGCGGAGCGAAUGGAUGGCAGUGGCUGGUGCUGCUGGGUGCAGAGGAUUUCCCGCUGGUGACACAGGAUGAGACUCUCUGCUUGCUCUCCUCCUUGUCGCUUCUCCCGUCCUCCCUCUACCCCUUCCCCCCAUACCCCUCCCCUCCAUACCCCUCCCCUCCAUACCCCUCCCCUCCAUACCCCUCCCUCCAUACCCCUCCCCUCCAUACCCCUUCCUUCUUUUCAUUCUUGGCACCCCUUCCGUCCUCUCGCUGUUCCCCUUGCCUCCCCCCAACCAGACCUCUGGAUUCUCUCCUCCGUCUCGCCUCGCCUCUCCUUUAUGCCCCAUGUGCCUCCAUGCUCCCCUCCCUCUUCCCCGUCCGCCCUCUCUCUGUUCCCUUUGUUUCCGCCCCCCACCACCAGAGCUCCUCUGGCUUCGCUCCGCGGUCUCUCCUCGCCUCGCCUCUCCUUCAUGCCCCAUGUGCUUCCAUGCUCACCUAUUUCUCGUCACCCCUCCCAACCCCAUCCAACCCCCCCCCCCCACCCCUUCCCUCCCUCCCCCCUUUUCUCCCUCCCCACCAGAGCUCCUCUGGAUUCUCUCCUCCGUCUCCCCGCGCGUCUCCUUCAUGCCCCAUGGUUACCAGAUUCGAGGUGUUGUUGUCCUUAGAAACCAAAGUAGGCUCCUUCCCUCUGCUCGCAUCUCGGCCGUUGAUCCGCUACUUAAUCGACGAACCACACGCGAUCCCACGCCGAAUGCUCAUGUUCCUGGGAGACACGCUCUCGCCCCAUUUGCACUACAUGCCAACCGCCGCCUGCCAGGCCGCCCGGUUCAAUCACACGGUCGUGAACAGUGGCCUGCACUUCCCGCCCUUUACAGUCACACAAGGGCACGAGAUGCCUUCUGUCAACUCCUCCCUCUGGCAAAACAUGACCGGCGGAGGUGCUUCUGGGGGAGGUGCUUCUGGGGGAGGUGCUUCUGGGGGAGGGAGCUUCUUCAUAGAGAGGAUGCGAGUGUAG